AAGUGGAAUUUUGUGUGUUGUUCCAACGAAAAUAAGGGUAUGGUAACCAGACGGACUCUGUAAGAAAUCCGAUGGAGCUGAUACAGGACUACGAGCAACAGUAUGCUGUCCAGACAGCGGAAAUUACGGCUCAAAUUGGACGAAUAGCUGUUUCCAGCGGAGCGGAGCGCAACAAGCUCAUUUCCGACAUUGAUCGACAACUGGAGGAGUCGCAGGAGCUGCUCGAGCAAAUUGGAUUGGAAAUUCGAGACAUUCCCCAGGCAUCACGGGCUGCCUACACCUCCCGGCUGAACUGCUACCAGGCGGAAUGUAAAAGACUACAGCAGGACUUUACCAACGCCAAAGUGGCACGGGCGAAGGUGGGAUACGACUCAUCGGUGGAUGAUUUCGAUGAGAUAGGCAUUCAGGAAGAUCAGAAACGGCGGCUGCUCGACAACACGGAACGGCUGGAACGAACCAGCAACUAUUUGAACGAUGCAUAUCGCAUCUCGGUCGAAACGGAGCAAAUCGGAACACAGGUGUUGUCCGAUCUCAGUCAACAGCGUGAAACCAUACAACGAUCACGUGGAAGGCUUCGCGAGACAGACGCAGAUUUGAGCCGUUCUUCUAGGAUCCUGAAUUCGAUGAUAAUGCGAGCGAUGCGGGAAAAGUUUAUUCUUGUCGUUGUGGUGGUUGCUAUCUUUCUGGUCCUUGUUCUAGGCAUCUAUUUUUCCAUUUAGUAAGCACCUACAGUAGCUAGAUUGGUUUCUGUUCCUGAUUUUUGUUUUUAUUAUGUAUAUUGGUAAAGCCCAGGAAAGACAACGUUUUAGUUUUGUUGUUUGUUUUCAAUGUGAUAUAUUUUCCCAUUCUGCUGAUCGCCUGUUUGGUUAACGACUCGUAUGAGGUUGCUUAUUGUAUCCAUCGUUAGUAUUAACCCUCCCCUUACAAUACUAGAAGUGGUAGCCGCUAUACUAAAUAUCUAUUACAUGUAAUAAAAUGAGUAUGUGACAAAC
This is a messenger RNA of Anopheles coustani, 992 nucleotides long. It is a transcript of the gene Vti1a, whose product is annotated as vesicle transport through interaction with t-SNAREs homolog 1A. NCBI's taxonomy places the organism in Eukaryota, Metazoa, Arthropoda, Insecta, Diptera, Culicidae. Gene Ontology annotation, molecular function: SNAP receptor activity; SNARE binding. The record is from RefSeq and is a predicted model, not a curated record. The transcript has 3 exons. Gene Ontology annotation, cellular component: late endosome membrane; SNARE complex; Golgi apparatus. The coding region runs from base 72 to 719 and encodes 215 amino acids. Gene Ontology annotation, biological process: Golgi to vacuole transport; vesicle fusion with Golgi apparatus; intra-Golgi vesicle-mediated transport.